Messenger RNA from Vollenhovia emeryi, 1701 nucleotides. RefSeq lists its product as uncharacterized. The record is from RefSeq and is a predicted model, not a curated record. The coding region runs from base 1112 to 1696 and encodes 194 amino acids. NCBI's taxonomy places the organism in Eukaryota, Metazoa, Arthropoda, Insecta, Hymenoptera, Formicidae. The transcript is spliced from 5 exons.
CUUAAUAAUCAUUGAAUUGAUAAUUAAUCCAAGUCCAAUUAAAUCACCCUAAAUGUAAUCUAAUCUCUCUCUCCAUUAUAUUAUAAAAUUAGUCAUUUUAUCUAUAUUGACAAAACGUAUAAGAGAUAGCUAAUUGAAUAGUUAAUUAAGUUAAUCAAAGUGUAUUCAAGUCACCCUAAAUGUAAUCCAAUUUUUAUAUAUCGUAAAAUUAGUCAUUCGUGUGUAAUAAAACGUUCUAUUCACGUUAACGAACCGGUACAAGAUUGCUUAAUAAUUGAAUCGUUAAUUAAGUUAAUGGAGACUCAAUUAAGUCGUCCUAAAUGUUGUUCAGCGUGAAAGGGGAAUAAGUCAGUGCCACGCAACGCAACAGACGGGAGAUAAAUGAACGUAAUCCAUCCAACUUAGGCGAAUUAUAAAUUACGCUCAUUACAAUUCCUUACUCUUUAAUUGCAAGCAUAAUCACCCGCUUAGAAAGUCACGAAACCUUUAAGAAAGUCGUCCUCCCCUGAAAGAUCAUCUCCUGCUUAUACGGUCUCGUACUCGACAGGCCCCCCUCGCUGCUCUCUCCACCGAUUCGACGAUCCGAUCGUCCCGGUUCGGUUCGACCGCGCGCGCGGCUCGUCGUGACCGCGGGGACGAAAAAUGCGUGUUGCGCGUUCGCGGACGAAACGUCCGUUUCGCAAGCGCGCGAGAGCUAAUUCGAUGGCGAGCCGCGCGCGCGAUCCGCGUGGCGAGAUGAAAGUGCCUCGCCGUCAUCUCCCCUGCGAGAUAGGUCCUUAUUACUCUCUCGGGAGAGCCUCCGCGCGGUGCGCACCUCGAGUCACACGCAAGUGGGGUACACAGCAUGCACGUACCCGUCGCGGGUGGCGAGUGACGAGAAGGGGGAUGCUGAAAUUCAUGCACGCGGCCGGCGGCGGCCUUUCCGACGUUCUCCGCACCGGCCUGGAUCAGUUCCUAUAUACCGCAUCCACGACGCGUUUCGCGGAAUCCGGCUGCUUCCUGUUAGAGUACCCGCGUGUCCGCUGCAAGAGAGAUCCUUGCCGCCGCGACUGCGAUCCGGGGACCCGGGCGUGCUCGUCUCAUUGGGAUCCUGCUCGAUCGGCGCCCGAGGAUGACGAUAACAGUGGUGUUGCUGCUUCUCACGGUGACUGUGGCCAGUUCCCUGCCGCUCGCCAAUGUGCACGUGAAAUUCGUGUCGCCUCCCAAUGUGUACGAGCACAGCAUUACAACAGACGGUGAUCGAACAGUGGCUCAGAAGUCGUUCAUCUCGAUCGGCCGACGAAGUGCAACAAAGUAUUCUAAGAAUCCUGAUUAUGAUUAUAGGACGAGUUUAUGGCAAAAUCACUUACGACAAAUGAUAGCGAAUCCAGGAAACGCCGAAUCACUGUGGCCGGUCGGCGUUUUUCUACCACCAAUUGACGUCAAUGAUCUUGGAUAUAGCUGGCAGGAGGUGCAACACGACAUUCCCGACUUCUACAAAUCUCAGCAACAAGAUCCAUUUUUAUUGACCGACCGUGAAGCAAUGAUGGCAAUUAAAUAUCUCUACGGAUUGGGUGAGCUUUUCUUCGACGAUUAUCCUCAUGUAAGAGCGAUACUACGAAAUCAGCAAGAAAGGAGGCUGAACGGCUUACAUGGACACAUUCUUGGCAGUCUGAAUCCUAAGUCUCCGUUCCAUAGGGAAUAUAGGAAGGAAUAGCUAAU